Molecule: messenger RNA, 1005 nt
Organism: Vollenhovia emeryi
Lineage: Eukaryota; Metazoa; Arthropoda; Insecta; Hymenoptera; Formicidae
Exons: 1
Coding region: 1-1005 (334 amino acids)
Source: RefSeq, a predicted model, not a curated record
AUGGAAGAUAAAGGCGGGGAGAGUCAGGAAGAUAGAAUAGAAUUAGAGAGAAUAAAGAGAAUAAAAGAAAAGGGAAGAAGCGGGAGUACAGGAACAUUAGAGGAAAUAUGGAAAAGGAAGAGAGCGGAGUUAGAUAGUAGUGGAGGGGAGGAUAUAUUCAGGAAGAGUAGGAAAACAGUGAGAUUGCCGAAGGAGAGGGUAGGGGAAGGAGAGAAUGGUUUAGAGGAAGUGUUAAGGGAGAUGAUGAAGGAGCUGAGGAGGGAGGUAAGGGAAGAUAGCAGAAAGAUGAUAGAAGAGUUGAAAGAAGAAUUUAGAGAGAGGGAGAGGAAGGCAAGAGAAGAAAGAGAGGAAAUAAUAAGAGAAGGGAGAGAUCGAAUGAAGAGGUGGAUGGAGGAGAAAGAGGAGAUGAAGAAGCACAUAGAAAGGAUAGAGACAAAAAUGGAAGAGAUGCAGGCGAAGGUCCAAGGAUCGAAUGGAAACGGAGGAGAAGUAAACGAAGAGGUGAAGAGGAUGGAAGGGAAGAUGAGAGGUAUAGAGAUAAGACUGGAAAGGGUGGAGAGAGAAAAGAGAAGGAAGAAUAUAGUAGUAAGAGGGAUAAGAGGCAGAAAGGAGAAAGUAGAGGCAGAGAUUAAGAGAAUAAUGAAAGAUAAUGGAAUAAGAGAGGAAGGGUCGGAAAUCAAAAGGAUAGAAGAAGGAAAAGAAGGAGAAGUAAAAUUAGCAGUGGUAAGGAUAGAAGAAUUGGAGAAGAAGAAGAGACUGAUGAGAGAAAGAAGAAAGAUAGGAGAAAAGGGAAUAAGAAUCGAAGAUGAUCUAACGUGGAAGCAAAGAAGGAUGAGAUGGAAAUUGGAAGAGAUAGCAAGAAAGGAAAAAGAAAAUGGUAGAAGAGUGUGGCUAAGAUACGGACGGAUAGAAGGGAUAUGGUGGAGGUGGGAUGAGGAAGAAGAAGUAUUAAAGGACCGAGAAGGGAUGGUAUGGAAAGAGAAGGGGGGCGAAGAAAUGAGUUAA